UUUGCGCAUGCGCAGAGCCGCUUAGGGAGCUGUCCGUGUCAGUCGGUGCUGGAGUGUUUUCACUGAAGCUGAUUCUCUCCCCCACCGGUCCACCGACACAGACGGGAGCGAUGGAGGAAGAGUUAAAAUGCCCCGUUUGCGGUUCUCUCUUCAAGGACCCCAUCCUCCUGCCGUGCUCCCACAAUGUCUGCCUGGCCUGUGCUCGGAACAUCACUGUCCAGACCCCCGAGGGGGAGACCCCGGUGCAGAGCCGAGCCUCGGGAAGCUCUGACUACGACUACCUGGACAUGGACAAGAUGAGUCUGUACAGCGAGACGGACAGCGGGUACGGCUCCUACACACCGUGCCAGCUCAAGUCCCCAAACGGGGUGCGGGUGUUCCCACCGGCCAACCUCCACCGACAUCGCUCCCUCACCUGCCCGCUAUGCCACCGGAGCGUCUCCCUGGAUGAGCGGGGGCUCCGGGGUUUCCCUCGGAACCGGCUGCUGGAGGCCAUCGUGACGCGGUACCAACAGAACCGCCGCACCUCCGCUUCAUCUUCCUCCUCUACUUCUACUUCUUCUUCUUCUUCGUCUUCUUCUUCUUCUUCUUCUUCUUCUUCUUCUUCCACAGCGGUGAAGUGCCAGCUGUGCGACCGCAACCCGGUGGACGCCACGGUAAUGUGCGAGCAGUGCGACGUCUACUACUGUAACGCCUGCCAGCAGCGAUGCCACCCGUCCCGCGGUCCGCUCGCCAAGCACCGCCUGGUUCCGCCGCUGAACCGCGCGGCUGGAGGAAGCGCGCGAGGCGGCGGAGGAGGAGGCGGAGGAGGAGGCGGCGGAUGCGGCGUCGGUCAGCUGCCGCCCGCCACCGCGCGGAAACCGGCGACCUGCGUGGACCACGAAGCGGAAAACUUUAGCAUGUACUGCCAAAGCUGCAAGGCUCCGGUGUGUAUGAAGUGUUUGGAGGAGGGGAAACACGCCAAACACGACGUCAAAACGCUGCCCAUGAUGUGGAAACAACACAAGUGCCAGAUCUCCCAGGCCCUGAAUGGGGUCUCCGAAAAAGCUAAAGAUGCCAAGGAGUUUCUGGUUCUACUCAAGAACAUGCUGCAGCAGAUACAGGAGAACGGCGUGGAGUUCGAAGCUUGCCUCGUGGCCCAGUGUGACUCUCUGAUCGAGGCGCUCACCAGACAGAAAGCCAAACUGCUCACCAAAGUCACCAAGGAGAAGGAGUAUAAGCUAAAGGUGGUGCGCGACCAGAUCACCCACUGCACCAUGAAGCUACGUCAGACCACCGGCAUGAUGGAGUUCUGCCUGGAAGUCCUCAAAGAGAACGAUCCCAGUGGAUUUCUCCAGAUCUCAGAUGCUCUGAUCAAGAGGGUCAUAUCAUCUCAGGACCAGUGGGUGAAAGGGGCCCUGGAGCCAAAAGUCGGCCCUGAGUUUGACCUCACCCUCAACACUGACUCGCUGCUCCAAACCAUCCUGCAGCUGGACUUCUGCCAGGGCAAAGUGGAAUCUGGACCCUCGGUGCCGGCGGCUCCCCUCCUGCAGCUUGAGAAGUGCUGCACCAGGAACAACAGCGCCACCCUGGCCUGGAGGGUAACUGCGCCCCCUGCCAGCCCCAUUGAGGGCUACAUCCUGGAGCUGGACGAUGGCAACGGGGGACAAUACAGGGAGGUGUAUGUGGGGAAGGAGACAGUGUGUACUGUGGACGGCCUUCAUUUCAACAGCUCCUACAAUGCCAGGGUGAAGGCCUACAAUGCUAUCGGUGUGGGGCCGUACAGCAAGACUGUGGUGCUCAAGACCUCUGAUGUGGCCUGGUUCUCCUUUGACCCCAGCACAGCUCAUCGGGACAUAGUUCUGACCAAUGAAAACCAGACAGUCACCUGCAGUAGCUACGAUGACCGCGUGGUGCUGGGAACCGCUGCUUUCUCCAAAGGCAUCCACUACUGGGAGGUCCGCAUCGAUCGCUAUGAUAACCACCCUGACCCUGCGUUUGGCGUGGCGAGGAUCAACACCAUGAAAGACAUGAUGCUGGGGAAAGAUGACAAGGCGUGGGCCAUGUAUGUGGACAACAACCGCUCCUGGUUCAUGCACAACAACUCCCACACCAACAGGGCUGAGGGAGGAAUUGCCAAGGGCUCGACUGUUGGUGUCCUGCUGGAUCUGACCAAACGCACACUGACUUUCUACAUCAACAAGGAGCAGCAUGGACCGACUGCCUUCGACAACCUGGACGGGGUCUUUGUACCCGCAGUCAGCCUCAACCGAAACGUACAGGCGACCUUACUGACGGGCCUGGAGUUGCCAAAGACUACCAAACAGUAGGAGAUCCUCCCUCUGAGCGUGCCCUGGAUACAAACCAACGAUGUCAUAUACAGAUCGCUCCCACAUGGACCUUUUCCAGUCUCGUCAGAUGGGAUAUACCCGUCUCCCAUUCUUCUCAAGGUGCCCUUUGUCUUGGAUACACUAGUAUUGGCUCUUACAA
Messenger RNA from Anoplopoma fimbria (sablefish), 2469 nucleotides. RefSeq names its product E3 ubiquitin-protein ligase TRIM9. Lineage: Eukaryota; Metazoa; Chordata; Actinopteri; Perciformes; Anoplopomatidae. Gene Ontology annotation, molecular function: protein binding; zinc ion binding. The record is from RefSeq and is a predicted model, not a curated record.